This is a messenger RNA of Cebus imitator (Panamanian white-faced capuchin), 1318 nucleotides long. RefSeq names its product olfactory receptor 8A1. The record is from RefSeq and is a predicted model, not a curated record. The coding region runs from base 7 to 1053 and encodes 348 amino acids. The transcript is spliced from 2 exons. Gene Ontology annotation, cellular component: membrane. Gene Ontology annotation, biological process: G protein-coupled receptor signaling pathway; sensory perception of smell. Gene Ontology annotation, molecular function: G protein-coupled receptor activity; odorant binding; olfactory receptor activity. NCBI's taxonomy places the organism in Eukaryota, Metazoa, Chordata, Mammalia, Primates, Cebidae.
UUUUUUAUGACUUUGAGUAUACGGAUCCUGAAUUUUCUGAUUGCUGAAACCAAGGCAGCCCCUAAAGUUUCUAACAGACUGUGCUCCGUUUUUCCUUAUCACAGGCUUCCCACCCAGAGGAGGAUGGCUGCAGAAAAUCACUCUACAGUGACAGAGUUCAUUCUCAGGGGGUUAACAAAGAGACAAGACCUCCAGCUCCCCCUGUUUCUCCUCUUCCUCGGGAUCUACUUGGUCACCAUGGUGGGGAACCUGGGCAUGAUCACUCUGAUUUGGCUGAACUCUCAGCUUCACACCCCCAUGUACUACUUUCUCAGCAAUCUGUCACUUGUGGAUCUCUGCUACUCCUCCGUCAUUACCCCUAAAAUGCUGGUGAACUUUGUGUCAGAAAAGAACAUCAUCUCCUACGCAGGGUGCAUGUCACAGCUCUACUUCUUCCUUGUUUUUGUCAUUGCCGAGUGUUACAUGCUGACAGUGAUGGCCUACGACCGCUAUGUUGCCAUCUGCCACCCUUUGUUUUACAACAUCAUUAUGUCUCCUCUCACCUGCUCCCUGCUGGUGGCUGUGGUCUACACCAUAGGACUCAUUGGCUCUACAAUAGAAACUGGUCUCAUGUUAAAACUGCCCUAUUGUAAGCUCCUCAUCAGUCACUACUUCUGUGACAUCCUCCCUCUCAUGAAACUGUCCUGCUCUAGCACCUAUGAUAUUGAAAUGACAGUCUUCUUUUUGGCUGGAUUCAACAUCAUAGUCACAAGCUUAACAGUUCUUGUUUCUUACAUCUUCAUUCUCUCCAGCAUCCUCUGCAUCAGCAACACAGAGGGUAGAUCCAAAGCCUUCAGCACCUGCAGCUCCCACCUUGCAGCUGUGGGAAUGUUCUAUGGAUCAACUGCAUUCAUGUAUUUAAAACCCUCCACAAUCAGUUCCUUGGCCCAGGAGAAUGUCGCCUCUGUGUUCUACACCACAGUAAUCCCCAUGUUAAAUCCCCUAAUCUACAGCCUGAGGAACAAGGAAGUAAAGGCUGCCAUACAGAAAACACUGAGGCGUAAACUGUUUUGAUGCAAAUGUUAUUGUUCCUUUUCAAUUUAGUAGUAAUUGUUAUAAAUACCAGAGUGACAGCUUCUGAAUGCUAACCAGCUGUGGAUGGAAAAUAAUCACUUCUCCACAUGGCUGGGUGAAUGCCCUUUUACCUUCUUUCCUCUUCCUUCCCUCCCUCUCUUGUCCCUUCUGUUUGAAAACAGCCAACUUUAAGAUCAGGUUUUCUUUCACUUGGGAUCCAUCCCUCUAUCCCAAGCCCUUUAAUAAAUGUUUCCUACCUUAAUUG